UUUCGGAACAUUUAAAUUUAUUUUUUUAUAAAUAAAUUUUGCACCUGUUUAUUUUUUUGGACAUUAAUUUGUGUUUGUGCUAAGUUUUUGGAAUAAUGGCGUUAAGAAUGACGAAAAUCUCAACCGUCUGUAUCUUGCUCAUCUUAUGCCUGGCGGUCCUCGUCCGGGAGUCGACCGCACGACCCCCAUGGCUAGCUCCUGGAAGCGGUGUGUUCACAGAGUCAGCUGAAUGUCAUACAGAUGACGAACUCCUAGAUCUAUGCCAGAGGUGUGCCAAGCUAACCAAGUCUAAAUUGGCGUAUCCAGCCUGCUGCUCCACUGACCUUCAAGCCAGGAAAUGGUGUUCAGAUUACGUGUAUUUUGGUAGGGGACAGUAUGAUUUUUAUUAAUCUAUUUUAGAUUUAAGCUAAUUCUAAGCUAGGCUAGGUUAAGAUGAAUGUUGGCAUGACUCACUUUUGAUUAUUGGUUGGAUGUGAAGCCAUUGUGCAUUUAAUUAGAGUAGAUGCCUUUAGGCAGAUCUGCUUUUAAUAUUGCAGUCUCAUUAAGUAUUUUUGUUAUUAACUUUUGAAUCGGACACAAUUUUUGAAAAGUUUUGUAAAAUACCUAAAUCUCAGUAAAUUGUAAUAAAUUAAAAUGUUAUUGACUGACUCGUUGGCCG
Spodoptera litura is the source of this 658-nucleotide messenger RNA. RefSeq lists its product as uncharacterized. The record is from RefSeq and is a predicted model, not a curated record. Lineage: Eukaryota; Metazoa; Arthropoda; Insecta; Lepidoptera; Noctuidae.